This is a messenger RNA of Cladophialophora psammophila CBS 110553, 975 nucleotides long. RefSeq lists its product as uncharacterized. Lineage: Eukaryota; Fungi; Ascomycota; Eurotiomycetes; Chaetothyriales; Herpotrichiellaceae. The record is from RefSeq and is a predicted model, not a curated record. The coding region runs from base 1 to 975 and encodes 324 amino acids. The transcript is spliced from 3 exons.
AUGGCAUGCGCGCACGACGCUGAACGUCGGCCAACAAUCAUCUCAUCGGAGGAAAUGGCGGAGUUGGAAUAUGCCUUGGGCUGUUUCAACUUGGCGUUGCCGACUCACUUCCACCUUUGCACAUUCUCCUUCGACGAUGAGGACUUUGCGAAGAGCAACUAUAUUCUUUCGACGCAACUCAUGAUCCAAACCGCCCGGGUAUGUUUGGAAAAGGCAAAGGAAGCAAAAGCCCAGCAGUGCAGAUCGUUAUCGACAGAGUAUCGCAACGAUGAAUUCACCAAGAAAAUGGCAUCAGAAUUGGUCCGCAUUGUCCACGCAUGGUCGCCUGGACGUAUCCCUUUGAAUCACCCUAUUAUGUGUUGUACCUUGCUAGGCCCAGGAGCCUUAUUUGUUCAGAAUGAUGACUUCACACAGCAGAGCCAGGAGGUUUCAGAAUUGUUCCUGUUGCACUGCUCUAAGUAUUGGAAUCUGGGGAAAGUGAUGCUUCGGUUGCUUGAAAUUAUCAAAAUUUACACUGAAUCGAGUCAAGACGUGGCUGAAUCCAAAGAGAAAGAACUAGUGAGGCGAUUUUCGAUGCUCAUACCGCCUCACCGUAAGAGAAGGUGUUCUAUUGCGUCCGCAAAUGAUCCGGAUCCUCGCCUGCCAGACUUAGCUAUUUUGAACGCCUCGCUUGACUUCAACCAGAGCAAUUCAUCUGCGACCGAACAUCUGCCGGUUGUUGAUGCUGGGAAGUGUAUUGGUCGAGUGAAAGACGGAAAUUUUGGAGUGCGAGCCAGGCCUCAAAAUGAGGAUCAUGCCGUAUCCUCGAACACCACCUCGGCUCACUCCGAUUCCGACAAAGGACAACACAAUUUGUUUGACAACAUUUUCGACGACAUUGGGCAAUAUGUCUCUGGAGAUAGUCCUGAAUUCAACAACUCAUUUCUACAUGUUGUCGGUGCGCCAGGGCAUGUGGAAGAUGACUGGAUGUUAUAA